AUGUGGCGAGAAGUUGCUACGCACCAGCAGCGGCCACCAUCUCCCCAAACCGACUCGAGUGGCUUGCUGGUGGAGAUUGGCGCCGGCUUUCUUCACAGAGACGAUGAAGAGCGUUAUCCCCUGGAAGAGGAGGGCGAUAAUGGCGCAGAUCUGCAGGAGGGCAUAGAUCCCCUCAUAGUAGGCGUUGGAGUGCGCAAGAUGGAUGGACUCGGUGGUGUCACUCCAGCACCGGAGACGCACAGAUGGUUGGGUAAUUGGUGA
Aspergillus clavatus NRRL 1 is the source of this 261-nucleotide messenger RNA. RefSeq lists its product as uncharacterized. Lineage: Eukaryota; Fungi; Ascomycota; Eurotiomycetes; Eurotiales; Aspergillaceae. The record is from RefSeq and is a predicted model, not a curated record. Bases 1 to 261 code for a protein of 86 amino acids. The transcript has 3 exons.